This is a messenger RNA of Magnolia sinica, 2323 nucleotides long. RefSeq lists its product as uncharacterized. Lineage: Eukaryota; Viridiplantae; Streptophyta; Magnoliopsida; Magnoliales; Magnoliaceae. The transcript has 3 exons. The coding region runs from base 350 to 1534 and encodes 394 amino acids. The record is from RefSeq and is a predicted model, not a curated record.
UGUCCGAUGGAGCGAGCGAGUGAGAGACGGAAAAAGAUCAGAGAUGGUGCCUGAAAAUCCCAACUCCACCCUUCACACUUGAAAAUUCAGUCCGCCCUUCUGAUAGAACCAGCCCCAAAUCUCUCUUCCAUUUCACCAAAACCGGUCUUUGGUUACCAUCUCAGAGACCGAAUCUGAAACUCCCAAUCUCUAAAAAUCCCAAUUUACAACCAUCCAAACGCGCUACCGAUAGAAACAGUACAAAACCCAAUCUCUAUCCAGUUUCGGUGUAUUCCUUCAGUGUAUACGCCCCUUCUUUCCUCUCUCUAUCUCCCUUUCCUUCGGUGUAUAUACUCUCUCUCUCUCGCUCAUGUCUAUGAGAAGAAAGAAAUGGACAGAAGAGGAAGAGAGAACCCUCAUCGAGAAAUACGCUUCCAUGGUCUCGGACGGGAGUCUACCGAAGUUAAAGACCCGCGAGAAGAAGUUCCGCCCGAUCGCGAGUCACGUUAAUUCCGUGCACCACCACCGCGACCCGAUGGCUUUUCCUUUCCAGUGGUCCUGGAAGGACGCCUCCACCAAAGUCCAGAACAUGCGCCAUCAGUAUCUCCUCGUGAAGCAGAAGAUCAAGAAACCAGGGACUGCCGAUUCAGGUGGCGCUGAGGAGUUUGAUUGGGAUGAUGGCCUCUCCCACUGGCCCAAUUUCCUCAGGUAUAAGGAGGUCUUCGGGGAUGUCGAAUUGGGGCCCACCGAUUUGGUUGGGCCCCGCCGCUUGAUGGGGGGCGCCGUGCGAAUUGGCGGUCCUGGUUGCUCGGUGGAUGGCAGUUUCGGCGUUGGGUUCGAUAUGGGAGAAAAUGGGGUGUUGGGUUUUGAUUAUGAAGGUGAGGAAGGGGAUGGGGAUGACGGUUUUGAGUAUGAGGAGGCGGGCCCCACGGGCUCAACCCCACUGUCGAGGAAGAAGAGGAAGAGGCUGGAGAAACAGGCCUCGUCGGCAUUCCUGUCCUCUCAGUUAGUGAAUUUGAAGCAAUGGGAGGCGAGGUUGGAGAGCCGGGAUGCAGAGAAGGAGCGGGAGCGGCUGCAGCGGGAGGAGUAUCGGACGGGAUUGGAGGAAGUGCGGGAGAAGGAGAGAGAGGCGAGGGAGCAGCUGAGGGAGAAGUCAAGGAGGGAGUGGGCCCGUGAGUGGGAGUUGAUGGAGGAGUGUUUUGAGAGGGAGAGGCAGAGGCGGGAGGAGGCGGUGGCGAAGGAUCGUGAGUGGGAGGAUCGAAUGGACCGGAGGCGAUUGGAGUGGAAGAAGAGGAUGGAUGGGAUGAUGAGUCAACAUCAAGCCUUGAUGGAUCGGAUACACUCAAGGAUCAUCCAUGAACAACAAACUGUUGCCAAUCAGUUGCUUGAGUUAGUGUCACAUUGGACGGGGCAUUCUGCGGGUCUUUCGGAUCAUACAGGUGGGCCAUACGUUUCACAGAUGAUGCAGAAUUUGCACCAUGCGAAUGGGUUGGUUCAUGGGGAGAAUCGGGUUAGAGGUGAUAGUCACGAUGAUCAAUUCAUAGUUGAUGGCUGAUAGAAAUUGCAUUAUUAAGCAAUCAAUGGUUGAAAAGACUGCUAUAGCAGUUGGAGGAUGCUCAAGUGCGUCAGACACCGGCAUCCGAAGACCUGAAACUAGAUACAGUUGGUUGAUUCUGGAAUGCCACAAGCUGGAAACAGGAGCAACUUUACUAGAUCAUAAUCAAGCAAUGAGGAGGAUGAAUUCAUCCAGGUGCAGAACACAUCUGAUAUAGACUGCGUUUGCUGUGCCGAAGAAGUUACACAGGUUCUAUUUCCGCGUAAACUCGCAAUUUAAAGUAUCCAAACAUGUUUGGGCAGUGCAAUGCUGGAUUGUGGUAGAUGGGCAAAAAUUAGAACCGUGCGAUCUUGACUAUGCCUAGUCAAGCAGGGGCAUGCCUACUACCAACUGGGCGACGUGGGUGACAACGAGCAUGAGAUCCAUCCGUCCAUCAGCUGCGUUGCCUCAUGCUUUCCCUGGGACCUGAAAUUCAGGCACAUGUAAAACUCAGGUGUGGCUGGGGAAGAGUUGGAGUGGGAUGCUCACCAUCUGUUGAGUAUGGGGCCCACUGGUUUAUAUAUGCCAUCCAGUCUGUUCAUCUAAUGCGAAUCCCUAGGACGAAGGGACUAUCCAAAAAAUCACGAUGUUCUGAAACUUAGGUGGGCCACACAACGUAAAUUAGAGAUUUUAGACAUGAUUUUACACUGUUUCCUAUGUUGAGGUUCACCUAAACUUCGGAUCUGUGUGAUGUUAAGGCUCAAGGCCGAACACUAGGUGGCACACCUGAUGGACGGUGUGGAUCUCAUG